Messenger RNA from Diaporthe amygdali, 258 nucleotides. RefSeq lists its product as uncharacterized. The coding region runs from base 1 to 258 and encodes 85 amino acids. Lineage: Eukaryota; Fungi; Ascomycota; Sordariomycetes; Diaporthales; Diaporthaceae. The transcript has a single exon. The record is from RefSeq and is a predicted model, not a curated record.
AUGUCUCCCACAUACACCAUGUCCGCACACCUGUGCAAGCAGAUUGCUGCAUCCUGGAAGGAGAUCAGGCACCCGCUCGAGCCUGGCCAGGCCUCUCCCACCACAGGCGCCUACUUCCCCUCCAGCUUCCAGCGUGCCUCUUCCCCAACCGGCUCAGACAGCGGCAAGCGUUCCAUGGACAGCGACCGCAGCGACUCCUCGGCUCCCUCCAUGACCCGAACCUCCUCCAACUCAAGUUGGAAAUGGGGCACUCGUUAA